Molecule: messenger RNA, 2933 nt
Organism: Rosa rugosa (rugosa rose)
Lineage: Eukaryota; Viridiplantae; Streptophyta; Magnoliopsida; Rosales; Rosaceae
Product: isoamylase 3, chloroplastic
Exons: 25
Coding region: 233-2632 (799 amino acids)
Biological process (GO): carbohydrate metabolic process
Molecular function (GO): hydrolase activity, hydrolyzing O-glycosyl compounds
Source: RefSeq, a predicted model, not a curated record
CAGAAACCAUCACUCACUUCAUUCCCACUUCUUCUUCAAGAUUCUUCAGAUUCUUAUAGUACUUGAUUGAAUCACAAAGCCACCUCCUUUUCUCUCAAAUUGGAUACCCUUUUGCCUCAUUAGUACUCUAUUUACACGCAUUGGGAAACUGCGCCAGUUUUUAAACAAAGAAAGAUCAAAACUUUAGCUUCCAAUCUCCAUGGUUGAAUCGUAAAGGCCAAGUGCUGCUUUUAUGAAACUGUGCCAUUAUCAACAUCAUCAUAGUCAGAAUAGCAAUCGAGAAAGAUCAAAGAUGCUCCUGCGUACCCCACAUUUGUACGAUUCAAAUGUCUCCAAAUUCCCGCUCUUUGCAUCAUCAUCACCAUUUUCGACAACUCAGGCCGGUGCUUCAUCGUGUAUAGUAGCUCCCCCUGUUCUUGAUGUUGGGUUGAAGUUGAGUAAACAAGCAACGGGCAGCAAUCAGCAAGGGCUUGUGAGAAAGACCCGGGAUCAUGUCAUGCAUAGCACGGGUAAUGCGUACGGUCAGGGUGCUCAGGGAAGUGUGCUAGAGGAAGAAGCCCAACUGGCAGAGACCAGCCAGUCAUGGAAAACUUUUCCAGGUCAGGCUUUUCCGCUGGGUGUAUCAGAAGUUGAUACUGGUGUCAAUUUUGCCAUUUUCUCACAGCACGCAACCGCUGUCACACUUUGCAUUAAACUUGCAGAGAGGGGACAGUUUGGAGGGCCAGAUGGUGGAAUGACUGAGCUGGCUUUGGAUCCUAAAGAGAACAAGACAGGUGACAUUUGGCACAUAUCUAUAAAGGAUUUUCCCCGUAGCAAUGUCCUUUAUGGUUACCGUAUUGAUGGACCUCAAGGUUGGCAGCAAGGGCAUCGGUUUGACAGCAGCAUUGUGCUAAUAGAUCCUUAUGCGAAGCUAGUUGAAGGCCGCCGGUAUUUUGGAGAUUCCAGAGAAAAGUUAUCUGGGUUUCUUGGUACUUAUGAUUUUGAUAGCUUGCCUUUUGAUUGGGGAGACAACUACAAGCUUCCAAAUAUACCCGAGAAUGAUCUUGUUAUAUAUGAAAUGAAUGUUCGUGCAUUUACAGCUGAUGAAUCCACUGGUCUGGAUCCAGAUGUUCGUGGUAGCUACCGUGGUCUGAUUGACAAGAUUCCACACCUUCUAGAGCUCGGCAUCAAUGCUGUAGAGUUGCAGCCUGUCUUUGAAUUUGAUGAGUUUGAGUUUCAAAGGCGUUCAAAUCCUAGAGAUCACAUGAUUAAUACGUGGGGCUACUCAACAAUAAACUUCUUUGCCCCUAUGAGCCGUUAUGCGAGUGCUGGUGGAGGACCCCUUAAAGCUUCCCAUGAAUUUAAAGAAAUGGUUAAAGCCUUGCAUGGUGCUGGGAUAGAGGUCAUUUUGGAUGUUGUCUAUAACCAUACAAAUGAAGCUGAUGAUGCCUACCCUUAUACCACUUCAUUUCGUGGCAUAGAUAAUAAGGUUUAUUACAUGCUGGACCCAAACAGUGGCCAAUUACUGAACUUCUCGGGCUGUGGGAACUCAUUUAACUGUAACCAUCCUGUUGUUAUGGAGCUCGUUCUCGAGAGCUUAAGACACUGGGUCACUGAAUAUCAUGUGGAUGGAUUUAGAUUUGACCUUGCUAGUGCUCUUUGUCGGGGAACAGAUGGAGCUCCACUUGAUGCGCCGCCACUUAUCCGGGCUAUCGCAAAAGAUGCCAUUCUAUCGAGAUGUAAAGUUAUUUCUGAGCCUUGGGAUUGUGGAGGUCUUUAUCUUGUUGGAAGUUUUCCAAACUGGGACAGGUGGGCCGAAUGGAAUGGAAUAUAUCGUGACGACUUGAGGAGAUUUAUAAAGGGAGACUCAGGUAUGAAAGGAAGUUUUGCAACUCGUGUUUCUGGAUCUGCUGACCUUUACAAAACGAACAAGCGCAAGCCUUAUCACAGUAUUAAUUUUAUUAUUGCACAUGAUGGGUUCACACUAUAUGAUCUCGUUUCAUACAAUUUCAAGCACAAUGAUGCUAACGGAGAAGGAGGAAAUGAUGGAAGUAAUGAUAAUCUGAGCUGGAAUUGUGGUUAUGAAGGAGAAACCGAUGAUUCUACUGUUAAAGCUAUACGCUCCCGGCAAAUGAAAAACUUCCAUCUGGCGUUGAUGAUCUCUCAGGGAACACCAAUGAUGAUGAUGGGAGAUGAAUAUGGGCAUACUCGACAUGGAAAUAACAACAGUUAUGGACAUGAUACUGCUAUUAACCAUUUCCAGUGGGGACUGUUGGAAUCACGGAAGAAUAAUCACUUCCGGUUUUUCAAAGAGGUGAUAAACUAUCGAAGAACACAUCGUGUAUUUGGCCGUGAUAGAUUUCUUGAGAAAAGUGAUGUGACAUGGCAUGAAGGCAACUGGGACAAUUAUGAGAGCAAGUUUCUUGCAUUUACGUUUCAUGACAAUAAUGGAGGAGACAUCUACAUGGCAUUCAAUGCUCAUGAUUAUUUUAUUGAAGUUCCGAUCCCCUCACCACCAGAAAAGAGGAUUUGGUUUCGUGUGGUCGACACUAAUCUCGAGUCUCCCAAUGACUUUGUGCUUGAAGGCGUCCCAGGCACUAGAGGCACUUACAACAUGGCCCCUUACUCCUCAAUUCUUCUUGAAGCAAAAUGAUCAGACGACUCGGAAGCUGCUUGCUGAUGAAGUUUUCAGAUCAUGUGAACGCUGGUUGAAGGACUGCUAAUUCUAUCUGGGACACAUUUUACUUUGAAGUCCUUAAAUUCUAGAAAUCCACUUUCAUAUCACUGGAACAAUAAAGUAGUUUUUAUGUUGGAGUAGUUCAGAACUUCUGAUCGCAAAUAAGAAACUGUCGGCUUCCACCUUGUAUAUUCAGAGGGAGCUAGCUGUGAAUGCUUGUAAUUACUCUUAAUAAUCACAUAACCGAUCAGUGGGAUGAUAUAGGUUACCACAAUAA